GCAAGCAGAGCAGAGAACAAGGAAGCAACAUGUGCUGACCAUAAUAACUCUUACACAUCAGCACGGAGAGACACGCAACCACGAUACGAGAAGGAGCCGAGGACACGCACCGGCCGCUGGACAUUCACGCACUGUACUGUUUCCUUCUGUUCUUUCACCACAUCAUGAAAAGAGAGGUGAAGGCUGGAGUCAACUUCCUCAAACGCCUGGUUGUGGCACGUGGCAAGCUCGAUGAAGCCAAAGCAGAAUUGUUUUCUGAGAAACUGCAGAAACUUUUAUGUGACAAAUAUGAGGGUCACUGGUACCCCGACUGCCCCAGCAAAGGGCAGGCAUACAGAUGCAUCCGUGUAAAUAACGGCGUGCUCUGCGAUGAAGUGGUCCUGAAGGCAUGUGAGGAGAGUGAGCUCACAGCCACUGAGCUGGGCCUACCGCCUGAGAUCACAGUGUGGAUCGACCCGCUGGAGGUGUGUGCGAGAUCUGGAGAGAACAGCAGGCCCUUCACUAUAACCAGUUUCGAAGACGAAGAGGAGGGGAGGGAAGGCGUGAAGGGAGAACAGGAUGACUCGAUAAACCUGGACACGUCAGAUUACCACUCUGCUACCUCUUCAGAUUGUGGUUCCACCGCGUCGAGUGACACGGAGGAGGAGGCAAGGGAGGGCGCGAUGGAGGGAGAGCAAGAAAAAGAGGAGAAGGAAGUUGUCAAGAAGGACGCGGCAGAAGGCGACACCUACACAAUAAUGAUGGUACCCAGGAUUCGCAAGCGACAGGGAGAAGGACCAAAUAAGAUCAAAUACGUCAGAAAUUUGCUCCCUGCUAGCCUCCAGUACUAUUACCACCCUGCACCAGUUUGGCCUCAGUACAAGAAGGGCGCUCCAGUGUUCCUCACCACAGUGUGCGCACCUCCGGCUCCUCCGCCUCCGCCCCAGCAGGUAUUUGGCUACUACAUCUUGCCGCAGCCAUCUCCGCAGUUCAUCCUGCCUCAGGCCAGUCUGCAGCCGUGGGGAGCUGUGAAGGGUUAGACCAUCCAGGAACCCGUGGGGUGAAGGCGGAUAGAGCAUUAUAAGCUCCUUCAACUGAGCCGUUUCCUGUCAGGUCUCUGAGUUCAGCUAAACCUGGGCCAAAAAGAACAUUUUCACUGUAUAGCUCACUGUUGUUCCUUGCACAACCUGUAAUAAUUUGUCUCUCCUUUUGAAUUCCAUUGCGUUGUAAUUGAUUACUUGUACUCAGCACAGAGAUACCACUGAACUUAUGUGAAAACUCUUUCCUGUUAAGUCUGCACUGCUAAUGUUUUUUUUUUUUUUUUUACAUACUGUACACGUUAAGAAUGACUUCAGUCACCGGGUGCUUGGACUAACUCAGGGACUCUCAGCAAUAUGCUCAAUGCCAAAUAAUUGUCUUUUCAGGUGUUAUUUCUAUUAAUUCAAUCUCUGUCAGUUUCACCAGAUGUGGUCCACUGUGUGUACUUCACAGUUAAUCAAUGUAAAAUGUGAUUCAGGGUUUUAAUCUAUUGUAGCUAGAGUGACAAAAAUCUGUAUAUUAAGAAAAAUAUUUUUACUAAACUGCUUGUAAAUAAUAGAGAACUUAGAUACCACACACUUUCUAAUAUUAGUCUUUUUGUCUUAAUUUAUUUGGCCACCAGUGGAUGGCGCUCAACUCACAGCUAAUACAUGAAAUUGUAUUUUUUUUUAUUUUUUAUUAACAGUUGCUGCUGAAUAUUGCAAAUCUAACUUCACAGAACACAAGCAUGGUUUUAAACUGCUUAAACUCUUUCUGCUGUCAACAAAAUGCAAAGACAUGCUUCUUAUUCAGGUGAAAUUUAGGGGCUGCUUAAAGCUGUGUCUAAAAGAAAAAAAAUAAAGUUUUAAAGUUUUUGAAAAUCCGCUACCAGUAUAUAUUCUGAAUACAAUCACGUUUCACUCACUGAUUCUUAUGUACUGCGAUUAUUUAAUUAUUUGGAUGUAUAUUUAUUUACUGCCCACGCAGCUUUGAAGCUCAUCUGCCUACUUAAACAUUGUUUUUCUUUUGCAUUUACUUUUUUUUUUUUACUGCAAUGGAUUAAAUCACCCUCUACCUGUAAUUUGAAGUUGUGUUUCUUAUAUAAUCAGUACUCUUGAGUGCAGAGUUGAUUGGUGCUGCGUGUUAAGAGUUGUCUGUGUUUUCUCUCAUAAAAAUAAUGUGUAAUUGACUUAGAAAGCACCUGUCAGGCUGAACACUACUCAAACUCAUGCUGUCAGUCAGAGCUGUGAGGACAGUCAUUAUACCGUCAGCAGGAUGCUGCAGCGGAAGGACUCUUGUGUGCCGGGUGCGUCAUUUAGCCCAAGGUCAUGACGUUGUUCCUCCUUUAACAGGCCUGGUAAAUAGGGUGAGGGAAGAGUUUGUGUGUUACUUAUUGUUUGGCCUACGGUGGAAUUACCUUUUGAAUUCACUUGAAGGAAAUGAAAGGGCAUCUUGGCUACUCAGAUUGCCAAAACACAGAUACCAUUAAACAAUGAAAAGUAAAGUAGGCAUAUUUACAGGUAUAAUUAAGAAAGACUACAGACAGAGCACCAAAAAACACCUGUAAAAUCCCAUUUAAAAUGGAUGACUACAGAGUAGAAGCCACGAAAGUCAUAAGUCAUUGCCAGUCUCAGUGAACCCUGAAGAAUAUUUCGAGUAGACCACGGCAAGUCAGUUAUUCAACCACCAGAUGUCCCACUGUAGCUAUUGAGGAACACCAUUGUUGCAGUGCGUUACCAAAAAUAAAAUAAAAACCUUGAAGUGCA
Messenger RNA from Seriola aureovittata, 2762 nucleotides. Its product is annotated as maternal B9.15 protein. Gene Ontology annotation, cellular component: cytoplasm; nucleus. Lineage: Eukaryota; Metazoa; Chordata; Actinopteri; Carangiformes; Carangidae. The record is from RefSeq and is a predicted model, not a curated record. The transcript is spliced from 5 exons. Bases 165 to 1019 code for a protein of 284 amino acids. Gene Ontology annotation, biological process: negative regulation of cell population proliferation; negative regulation of mitotic cell cycle.